AUUCCAACUAUACCAAAUAAUACAAAUUUACAAUGGCGCAUCUAUACGACGAGCGCGGGAAUCAGCUUCAGCUCACCGACGAGCGCGGCAACCCCGUGACCCUCACCGACGAGCACGGCCGCCCCAUGCACCUCACCGGCGUUGCCACCACAGUUGACCCCACCAACGUCGAUGUGGUCACUGACACCACUAUUGGCGUUGUCAGCGCUCCAACAACUGGUUGUGCCGCCAUCUUGUUCGAUCAAUAUCCGGAGGCGCUUUUAUUUGAGCCGCCACCACCGCUGCAGCCACACCAACACCAGCAAGUUCUUCACAGCACUUCUUCAAGCUCUAACUCGGUAAUUAUUUUACUCUCUCUCUCUAAAUACGAGAAGUUUUGAUUUUUACGAGAUUUAAGAGAAGUCUAUUUUUGUCUUGAAUUUUCAAGAAUAUACUUGAGUGGGUAAAAGUAAGAUUUGAUUAGUAGAUUAAAAUGUGAUAUACUACCUCCAUUUCUCAAAACAGUUCCUCUUUUGACUUUGGAGAAAAAUAAGGAAGUGUUAAAUUGUAGUUGACUUUCCAAUUUUGCCCUUGAUGUGAUGGGUAAAAGUAAGAUGUGAUAGUUUAGUUGUUAGUGAAAAAAUAUGAUGUGAUAGGUAGGGUAUGAAAAAGUAGGGGUAAUAGUGGUUUUUUAAUACAAAAGGGAAGUGUUUUAAGAAAAACAAAAAAAAUGAAAGAAGAAGAGUUUUAAGAAACGGAGGGAGUAUAAGUUAAGGAUUAAUAUUAGUAAAGGAAGGGUGGGUCU
This is a messenger RNA of Cuscuta campestris, 784 nucleotides long. The record is from the annotation of a GenBank genome assembly. NCBI's taxonomy places the organism in Eukaryota, Viridiplantae, Streptophyta, Magnoliopsida, Solanales, Convolvulaceae.